AUGGCGACCAAGAAAGCCGGCGGCUCGUCGGGCAACGGUCGGGAUUCCAUCGGACGACGCCUCGGCAUCAAGAUCUGGCCCAAUAUGUCGGCGAUUGCGGGUAAUAUUCUCGUCCGACAGCGGGGUCAAAAGUUCCGGGCGGGCACCAACGUGGGAAUGGGUAAGGAUCACACACUCUUCGCCAAAGCCGACGGGGUUGUCUCCAUGACCCGACUCGAGAGUAACCGUAAACGCAACGUGGUGCACGUCCUGUAG
Molecule: messenger RNA, 255 nt
Organism: Phaeodactylum tricornutum CCAP 1055/1
Lineage: Eukaryota; Bacillariophyta; Bacillariophyceae; Surirellales; Neidiaceae
Exons: 1
Coding region: 1-255 (84 amino acids)
Biological process (GO): translation
Cellular component (GO): mitochondrial large ribosomal subunit; ribosome
Molecular function (GO): structural constituent of ribosome
Source: RefSeq, a predicted model, not a curated record